AUGCCGAGUAAUCUGAAGUCAUUGAUCGGUACCAUCAAACGGCGCCCGACCAAGGCGGCUGAUGGACGUACCAAUGAGCAAGCAGCUGCAGCUGCAGGAGCUGUCAAUGGCGAGAAGACAGGUGUGCUGCGUGACCUACACGGCUUGAGCUUCAAGGACAAGCACACCCUGGCACAUGCGCUUCCAACUCUUGCCUCUGGAGAACCCUUGGAUGACAAGGAACUCCUGCUUGAGAAGGGCGUCUCUAUGCUCCAAGGACUGCCUCCUAACAGCGGUCUUAGUGAAGCUAUCUCUGAUGGCUUCAUCAAGAUGCUUUGGCAUGACCUGCCGCACCCUGCCAUGACAACAGCCGGACCGACUUCGAGGUAUCGGAAACACGAUGGCAGCGGUAACAACCCCUGGGUGCCCGACAUGGGCAAGGCAGGAACACCGUAUGCUCGCAACGUGCCUCCCAUGAAACCCAAAGGCCCCAAUCUCCCGGAUGUUGAGGCCGUUUACGACGCCCUUCUCAAACGCGAAGGCCCCUUCCGAAAGCACCCUUCCGGCCUCAACCGUAUGUUCUUUGCCUUCGCGACAGUCGUCAUCCAUGAAUGUUUCCAGACGUCCCGAAAAGACCCGUUCAUCAAUGAGACAUCGAGUUACGUCGACCUGAGCACUCUGUACGGAAACACGGAGAACGAGCAGAAACACGUACGAAUGUACGAGAAUGGCUUAAUAUUUCCUGACACCAUCGCCUCCGAGCGAAUCAUGAUGAUGCCACCACCAGUUGUGGCAGUUCUCGUCAUCUUUUCACGACACCACAACUUCAUUGCCCACAGUCUAAUGUCUGUCAAUGAGGACGGGAAGUACAAGCCGUGGGAGGAGCUCGAUGAUGCGGGCAAGAAAUGGCAAGAUGAGGAUAUCUUCCAAAUUUCUCGCAACAUCAACGUCGGCUUCUUUGCCUCGGUGGUCUUGAAAGACUAUGUCUCUGCCAUUUUGAAUACCCCUCGUGCGAACUCCGAGUGGAACCUCAACCUAGGCAAGGAAAUCAAAAAGGGCGGAGAGCGAGUUGACCGUGGAAGCGGAAAUGUCGUCUCGGUCGAGUUCGCUGUUCUCUAUCAUUGGCACGCAGCCCUUAGUGCUGCUGAUGCUGAGUGGAUGGAGAGUGUCCUGAGAGACUCAUUUCCCGACUUGAAGUCCAUUGAGGAUGUUACCGUCGACAUGUUCCACCAGGUCAUGAAGAAGCAUGGUCACAAGCUGAUAUCUACUCCUCGGAAUGAAUGGACUUUCGGAGGACUAGAGCGCCAGGCCGACGGGAAGUUCUCUGAUUUCGAGCUUGCUGAGCUGAUCAAGGACGCUAUUGAGGAACCAGCUCAUGAAUUCGGCGCCCACGGUACGCCAGCCAGUUUGAAGAUUGUAGAUAUCCUGGGUCAAUUGCAGGCACGAGAGGUCUUCAACGUGUGCACGAUGAAUGAGUUCCGUCGCUACCUCAACCUGAAGCCCUACGAGAACUUCGAAGAAUGGAACCAAGAUACUACUGUUGCGCGAGCGGCAGAGCUUCUUUACGGACAUAUUGAGAACCUUGAGCUUUACCCUGGUCUGAUGGCCGAAUGCACUAAGCCUGCGAUGCCCGGAAGCGGUGUCUGCCCCGGUCAAACCACAGGCCGAGGUAUUCUUGACGACGCCGUCGCUCUCGUGCGAGGCGACCGCUUCCUCAGCUAUGACUUCAAUAGCAACACGCUGACCCAGUGGGGCGCUGCCUUGCUGCAAGACAACGCAUCAGGUGCAUAUGGUGGUAUGCUGCCCAAGUUGUUGUUCAGAGCACUGCCUGGCGCGUUCACUGGAACCUCCUCAUAUGCUCUUCUGCCAUUCUACACUCCAGAAGCUGCUAAGGGUAUCUUGAAGGGCAAUGAUGCGCUGCAAAAGUAUGACCUUCAGAGACCCAAGAGCGGUAUGGACAUUAUUAGUGUCCAAACCUUCGAAGGUUGCAAAAAGGUCUUUGAAGACCGCGACAACUUCCGAGUUAUGUACCAGGCUGCGAUCCGCAACUGUACCAACGGACACGACUUCAUGAUCGGCUGGGAUGAUGCCAAGCGUCACGAUGAGCGGUCAAAUAUCCUUCACAAGGUGUUCAUGGAGGAAGGAUUCGAAAAAGACGUGUCGGACUUCUUCACGACCAAUGUGAGGAAGCUUAUCACCAAGAACUCACUGUCCUUGUCGAAGGGCAAGAAGUCCAUUGAUAUUGUCCGAGACGUCACCAACAUUACCCCUAUCCUGUGGCUUGCUGAUAAAUUCGCAAUUCCGCUCAAGACGCAAGAGAAACCCAAGGGUUUGGUGUCUAUCUACGAGGCUUUCGGGGCUUAUCUAGUCCUUUUCAUGUACCAAAGCUUCAACAUCAUGCCUAUCAAUGAAUGGAAGCUUCGUGAAGCGGCCAUGAAGGCUGGCGCUGCGCUGCGCCCUGUCUUUGAGGCUCAUCUGAAGACACAGAAGGGCGUGAAAGAGUCCGUGGUCGACUGGCUCGCCAAAGGCAGCGCAUUCGAAGUCGGCCCUCAGGCUGACCGCCUCUACCAUGCACUGAAUGACUCGAAGCUGCCCAUCGGCGACUUGGUGGGUGACUGCAUCGGCAUGGGUGCUCCCGUGGCGGGCAACAUCACGCAGCAAGCAUCUCUGCUGAUAGACCUCUUCCUGAGCCCUGGCUACGAGCAGUACAAAGAGCGUAUCGUCGAGCUGGCACACAUGGAUCCCGAAAAGUCAGAUCGUGAACUCCAAGGCUUCGUGAUGGAGGGUAUGCGACACGCUGGUGUCGUUCCCGGUCUGCCACGUGUUGCGUCCCAGGAUGUCACCGUCAUGGACGGUAUUCGCGGUCCGGUGCACGUCAAGGCCGGAAACACAAUCCUCAUUGCAACCUCCAAGAGUGCGAUGGAUCCUGAGCAGUAUCCAGAACCCGAGAAGCUCAACCCUCACCGUUCAUUCAAGGACUACAUCCUGCUGGGCCAUGGCCUGCACUUCUGCUUUGGCGCCCGUCUGGUUGCGCCAGCGCUUGCAGCUACUCUCAGGGAGGUCUUCAAGCUCAAGAACGUACGCAGGGCUCCGGGUAAGCUAGGAAAGUUCACCAUCACAGAACAUGACCUUGCUGGCAUCAAGAUGAGGCACUACUUGGACUCUAGCUCCAAGGAGUCGCCUAUCCCCACGUCUCUCACUCUGUACUACGACUCGUAA
Molecule: messenger RNA, 3198 nt
Organism: Neoarthrinium moseri
Lineage: Eukaryota; Fungi; Ascomycota; Sordariomycetes; Amphisphaeriales; Apiosporaceae
Exons: 3
Coding region: 1-3198 (1065 amino acids)
Biological process (GO): response to oxidative stress
Molecular function (GO): peroxidase activity; heme binding; iron ion binding
Source: RefSeq, a predicted model, not a curated record